GAUAAACAGAGAUUUCAUUUGAAAAUUUGUUUUUUCCAAAAUGGAGCAGAGAACAUUGCUUGCAUUGCUGGUCUUUUCCUCACUCAUAGUAUUAGCAGAGGCUCAGAAGCCUGCUAUUGAAAUCUACAGCCUCCACGUGGACUGCAAGGUCACCUCACGAUUCGCUCACACCGUCAUCACCAGCAGGAUUGUCAACAGAGCCAAUGAGUCCCGAGAGGCCACCUUUGAAGUGGAGUUACCCAAGACAGCCUUCAUCACCAACUUCUCCAUGUCCAUCGAUGGUAAAGUAUACCCAGGGGUGAUAAAGGAGAAAGCUGCUGCUCAGAAGGAAUAUGACACCGCAGUCUCACGCGGGCAGAGCGCCGGCCUCGUCAAGAUCAGAGACAGAAAACUGGAGCUGUUCCACGUGUCCGUCAGCAUCGCGGCCGCCAGCAAAGUCACCUUCGAGCUGACGUACGAGGAGCUGCUGAAGCGCCAGCUGGGCAAGUUCGAGCUGCUCAUCAAAGUGCGGCCCAAGCAGCUGGUGAAGCACUUCCAGAUCGACGUGCACAUCUUCGAGCCCCAGGGCAUUCGCUUGCUGGAGACAGACAGCACCUUCAUGACAAACGAGUUAACUGAGGCACUCACCAAAGUGCAGAACGAAACCAAGGCUCAUAUUUCGUUUAAGCCAACUGUAGAUCAGCAGAGGGCAAACCCUGAACUCGAUGACACUCUCCUCAACGGUGACUUUGUUGUGCGUUAUGACGUUAAGAGAGAAGCCACGGCGGGUGAUAUACAGAUUGUCAAUGGGUAUUUUGUGCACUACUUUGCACCCAGUGAAAUGCCAGUGUUUCCCAAAAAUGUCAUCUUUGUUAUAGACCGAAGCGGCUCCAUGGCAGGCAGGAAAAUCGAACAGACGAGGGAUGCCCUGUUGAAGAUUUUGCGAGACCUCCGCCCUGAGGAUCAUUUUGGCUUUAUCACCUUCAGCAACAGAGUGGUGGAGUGGAAGAGCUCUCUGCUGCCAGCCACCCAGGAGAACGUGGCCAGUGCUGCUGCUUUCGUGCAGACUCUGUCUGCCAGGGGAGGCACAGACAUCAAUGGUGCCCUGCUGAGUGCCGUGGGUGCUCUGGACAAAGCCAAGGACCUGCCAGAGCGCAGCGUCUCCAUGGUUAUCCUGCUGACAGAUGGCCAGCCCACUUCUGGUGAGACAAAUGUGGAAGAGAUUCAAGAAAACGUUCAGAAAGCAAUCAAUGGGAAAUAUGCUCUUUUCUGCCUUGGCUUUGGGUUUGAUGUCAGUUAUAAAUUCCUGGAGAAAAUGGCCCUAAGCAAUGGGGGAAUAGCACGGCGUAUAUAUGAAAAUGCUGAUGCAGCCUUGCAGCUCCAGGGCUUUUAUCAAGAGGUGGCUACACCAAUAUUAAUGAAAAUUGAGCUGCAGUAUCCAGAAAAUGCCAUUGAGGGAUUAACCAGGAACAAUUUCACGCUGUUUUUUGAAGGAUCUGAAAUUGUAGUGUCUGGAAAAAUUAGGAAUGAGUUGGAUCUCUUGCCAGUAGAAAUUAAAGCUCAGUCUCACACCAGUGACUUGACUCUUAAGGAAGAAGCAAAUGUCAAAGAGAAGGAGCAAAUAUUCCAAGAUCAAAGAUACAUCUUUGGGAAUUUCAUAGAGAGACUGUGGGCUUACCUAACCAUUCAACAGCUCCUGGAAAAAGCUAUUUCAGCCCCAGAAGAGGACCAGAAGGCCCUGGAGGCACAAGCCCUGGAGCUGUCCCUGCAGUACAGCUUUGUGACACCCCUCACUUCCAUGGUGGUCACCAAACCCGCUGACCAGCAGCAGGGAGAGCUGGCAAACAAACCCACUGAAGCUGAUAAUGAGAAGCCCAACAAUCGUCUAGUAGGAGCAUCUCUCAAAAAAUCCACCUCCAGAUUUUUUGGAAUGCCUUCUGAGGACGAUUUAGCUGCCUCUAGAAUGAGGACUGGAUCAGCUCCUAGUCGAUGGGGUGAGCCCCAAGCUGGCAGCAACUGGAAGCUGUUUUCAGGAGUUACCAGGCUAAAAGACAGAGUGAGAGCACAACCUGUUGUCCAUGAACAUCCACAAUUUCUUCUGCAAUUACCCAAACUAAGUGAAACAAUCUGUUUAAAUAUUGAUGGAACAGCACAACCCUCUGUCCACCUGCUGUCAGAUCCAGAGCAAGGACUCACUGUGAUGGGAAAACUUGGAGAUGGAACAAAUCAGUUUGUGCAGUUUGAAAUUAAAUAUGUGAAUCCCCCCGUGCAAAUCCACGUCUCCACUAAUGGGAUCAUUGUGAACCACAAUAACAAGAACACUCUGCUGCCAUGGACAGAGUCAGCCACCUCCACCAUCCAGGGUCUUAGAGUCUCGGUUGAAAAGGAAAGAAGUUUCACAGCAUCACUGCCUGACACGGUCACAGUGAAAAUCUCCCUUGUCAAGUUUCCAGAUGAUUUCCUUGGGCUCUAUUUCUUGGACACCGACUAUUUUUCUGACAAAGUCAGUGGAGCCCUGGGUCAAUUUUAUUCAAAAGCACAAUUUAAGGAUAACUCCAACAUCAAUCAGAGAGCUGAUGAAAGACUCCUUACUGUGUCUGGAUCUGAGCACAGAGUUUCCAGGAUGUACAAGAAAGAUUACAGGCUUGAGUCAGCCCAUGGGCCUGUUUCCUGCUGGUCAACAGAUCUAACUCCCUAGAAAAAAAAAUUUUCUGGGAAAGAAAACUAUGCAAAUGAUGCUCUUCCAAUGUAUUUUUGAUACUUUCAUCAAGAAAACCAUUCAGUUAAAGCCUUAUUGUUACUAAAUACAUAACUAUAGUAAAAUAUAUGUCACAAAUAUUUCACCUUGGAAUCAUUACACUUUCAAGAUGAGACUGUGCCUGCUUGUUUGCUGUUUGAAAAUGGUUUCUAAUCCAUUGUUGUUGAAGAUUUAUGUGAAUGAACUAAAUAAAAUCAACAUUAUCAGCUCACA
Myiozetetes cayanensis is the source of this 2950-nucleotide messenger RNA. RefSeq names its product inter-alpha-trypsin inhibitor heavy chain 4 (gene ITIH4). Bases 41 to 2677 code for a protein of 878 amino acids. Gene Ontology annotation, molecular function: serine-type endopeptidase inhibitor activity. Gene Ontology annotation, biological process: hyaluronan metabolic process. The transcript is spliced from 23 exons. The record is from RefSeq and is a predicted model, not a curated record. NCBI's taxonomy places the organism in Eukaryota, Metazoa, Chordata, Aves, Passeriformes, Tyrannidae.